This is a messenger RNA of Brachypodium distachyon (stiff brome), 1942 nucleotides long. RefSeq names its product ethylene-responsive transcription factor ERF118. The record is from RefSeq and is a predicted model, not a curated record. Gene Ontology annotation, molecular function: DNA-binding transcription factor activity; DNA binding. Bases 767 to 1711 code for a protein of 314 amino acids. The transcript has 5 exons. Lineage: Eukaryota; Viridiplantae; Streptophyta; Magnoliopsida; Poales; Poaceae. Gene Ontology annotation, biological process: regulation of DNA-templated transcription.
CGCUAAACCCCUCCCCCUCCCCUCCCCCCGUCCCGAACAAAUCAAGAAACACGGCCAAAGCUCACUCCCCCCGUCCCCCGAACGGACCACUCCGAUCCGCCACGCGGAAAGCCGCCCGGUCCCGAGCUGCCCAUCCCAUUCCCGUCUCCUCUUUGCAGAUCGCAGUGGCACCCGCCGCGGCUCCUAGUUGGAGUAGAGAUCGCCGGCGCGAGCGCUCGCUCUUGAUUUAUGUCGCCUGCUCUGCUGCUCCAUGGUUCUGAGCUCCCAUCACCUCCUUCCGCUUCUUGCUCCCUUCUCCCUCAAUCUUGGCAGAGGGGCGCCAGAACCCAAGAUCACCGCUUCAAGAUCUCCCGAUUUGGAUUUGGGGUGAAGUACUCUGGUUUUCUGCAUUUAUACCGGUGCCCAGUGCUGCGCUGCACGUGAAGUAAUCACAAUUUGAGAAUCGCCCAAAUCACAACAAGUUUGCAGGUUUGGUUUGGGUGGAUUAAAGUUCAGCAACUCGAUUCAUUCCCAUCCCGUCAUUCUUGAAGUUCAUAAACAAUCAGCUAGAAUUCAAGUUUCUCUUUGACGUCCUGAAAAAGAAGAACUCUUUCUUUUCUCUAGUUUGAAUCAGAAGUUGGAGAGAACCCACUUUCUGACUUUUUUAGCUUAGGUGCUCAGGCUCUUGAGCAGACCAGGAGCCUCCUGAAUUUGUUCAAGUAGUAUAAUUGAUUGUGAGCGAGGCAAAUAACCCAAUAAUCUCUGGACCUCGCUUGGAAUCUGGGGCAUGUUGCAAAACGAGAUGACGCCUUCUUCGCGAAGGGUCCGCAUUUCCUGCAGUGACCCUGAUGCUACCGAUUCCUCUGAUGAUGAUGUUCAGAAUGCCAAGAAGGAGAAGCGAAUGAUAUUAGAAGUACUGGUUCCCAUGAAUAUCUCUGGAAACCUCAAAUCUCGGAAGACCCUGGUGUCAGGUGGCACAAAGAAAUCAAAGGGCAUGGAGAAGGAACCAACAAGCAGGUACCCUGGUGUGCGCCAACGGGCUUGGGGUAAGUGGGCCGCAGAGAUACGUGAUCCUGUGAGGAAGAUCCGGAAAUGGAUUGGCACAUUUAGCUCCGAGGAGGCUGCUGCUGAAGCAUACAAGGCAAAACGGAACCAGUACCGUGCAGAGAUGUUGGCCAUCAAAUCUCAAUCAUCUGCACCCGAUCAUGCAGAUUCGUCCAGUUCAGCUACUAUCUCUAAUGAGAUAUUGGGCAUCAAAUCUCGAUCAUCUGCAUCAUACCAUGCAGAAUUGUCCAGCUCAGCUACUUUAUCUUGCGUGUCCUCAUCUGUGUCGUUUGACCAGCAAUCACAAGAAGAGGUACGCAAGGUAGUGUCGGUGGAGAUAGCUCCUGAUACUGUUGAUGAAAGCUUACUGAACUUCUCUACGACACCUAGUGAUAAAGAAAUUUCGGUGGAUGCAUUCCUUGGCCAGAUAAAUGAGCUUCCUAUCAGUGACUAUGCAUGUCCAACUGAUGAACUCUCACUGGAUGAUUUCUCAAGGCUGGCAGAUGUGUUUGCUGUCAAUGAUUUUGUCGUUGCUGCAGAUGAGCCGCUGGAUGAUGACUAUAUUGGACUUGCAGACAUCAGCCACCUACAGAUGCCAUUCACAGAACCAAAGUUUGAGCUGGAUGCAGAACUUGAUUGGAACUGUUUUGACUUUGCUUCCUUGGAAAGUGAACUAGAGGAACUUUGAGUUCUCAACAGGGUUGUAUUCUGUGUACGAGGUUUUCUUCUACACUUGGCAUGAAAGAGGUGGAAUCAUAUUUCCAUCUUUUUCGGAUUGCAGGUGUGAUCUGGAGAUAUACUUCGCCUCCAAUUUUGUCGGAAAAAUGUACAGUCCUCUCCCUAGAGUAAUUAUCUGGUCGAGCUAAUGUGUACCAUGUAAUGUGUACAAGAUCAUCUGCUAUAAAAUGAUUGUGAUAAA